This is a messenger RNA of Styela clava, 4831 nucleotides long. The record is from RefSeq and is a predicted model, not a curated record. Lineage: Eukaryota; Metazoa; Chordata; Ascidiacea; Stolidobranchia; Styelidae.
AUUUUAUCUUUCAGAUACUUAUAAUUUAAAAUAUAAUAUGUUUGUAAAAGUAUUGUGUGAGGGAAGCCUACUUCUUGGUUUAAAUCCGGUGUGAACAACAUUUGUACAAGAUCAGAAUUCUAAAGAAGCAUCCACAAUGCCGAAUGCAAGUAGUGUGAUGGAGUCAUUUUGUGGAGAGGAGUUCAGAGUAUUCGACAGUACUGCACCGGCAUUUUCAGGCUGCUUUGAGAUGAUCGUUUUCAUGCUAUUGCCUUUUUCAUUACUGGCAGCCUCAAGUUCAUAUUAUAUUGGACUGUUAAAAAUACCUGACUUGAGGCUGAGGACCCCACGCCGUUAUUUAUUUCGACAGAUAUGCACUUUAGUGACAUUGAUUCUCACUGUGGCUAAUCAUCUCAUAACUAUAUUUGCAAGACAUGAAGGACAUGGUUUCAUUGUGAUAUCUUUUGCAUUGAGUACGAUCGCAUUAUUGACACAUUUCAUUUUUCUUACUCGACUGGCAAAAGUGCAUUUUCUUUAUGAGCGAGGACCUCGGUUGGUUAUGUUAUUCUGGUUGCUCACUCUGCCACAUUUUAUUGCAAAUGCAGAAUAUUUUUGUGCAAUAUUAAAUGUUUCAAAUUCUGCGUCGUAUUUGUUAAAAAUACAAGUUGGUCUCACAGUAUUGGCAGCCAUAUCUCAACUCCUCUAUCUCUUCUGUAUCACUGUUCCUUACGCAAAGUUCAGGACCGUCUCUAUUGUGGAAUCUGAGCCAUCUCUGCCUGAAGAAAGAGAACAGUUAUUGGAUAGUUCAAGUGGAAGUUAUUAUCAACUUUCUGAUCAGUCUCGUGAGCAACUUGACAGAAACCAAUGUCCAGCUGAUACUGCCAAUAUUUUUUCAAAAAUAUUUUUUUGUUGGGUAAACUCAUUGAUGAAAACUGGUGCAAAAAGGCAAUUGCUAAAUGUAGACUCUGUAUAUGAACUCCCAGAAGAUAUAACUACGACAACUUUAAACAAUAUUUUUUCAAAAAAUCUUGAUGCAGUAUGUCUGGAGCAAUCAUCUGAAAAUACAAUAAUAAAAUAUGCACUUUUAAGAGUUCUUAACAAGAGUUUUGGACUUGUGUAUUAUGCUUCUGGAAUAAUGAAGUUUUUGUCAGAUGCAUUAGCAUUUGCUGGACCUCUGCUUCUCAACAAACUUGUAAAUUAUAUUGAAAAUGCGGAUGAACCCCUUGUGCAUGGAUACUACUAUGCAACAGCAUUAUUUCUAUCUACAUUCGUCGGAUCUUUACUUUCAGCUCAUUUUGAUUACCAGGUGAAUAAAGUGAAUUUGAGAGUAAAAUCGUCAUUGAUCACUAAUAUAUAUAACAAGACAAUGCGAGCUCAACCAUCUGAGUUAUCAUCUUACACAACUGGUGAAAUUACAAAUUUUAUGAGCACUGAUGUUAACAGAGUUGUCAAUUUUUGUGUUAGUUUCCAUCAGUUUUGGAGUUUACCUUUCCAAGUUGCUGUUACACUUUACUUACUUUAUCUUCAGGUUGGAAUUGUGUUCCUGGCAGGUGUUGGAUUAGCAGUGGUCAUGAUAUUUUUUAAUCGAUAUCUCGCGAAUCAGAUUGGAAAGUAUAAUGCUGCUAUGAUGAAAGAGAAGGACAGCAGAGUUAAACUGAUGACUGAAAUUUUACUGGGUAUUAGAGUUGUCAAAUUCAAUGCAUGGGAAUACAUUAUGUCUGAAAAGCUUGGCAGGAUUCGUAAUGAAGAAUUGAAGAAUUUAAAAGGAAUCAAAUAUUUUGAUGCUGGAUGUGUAUAUUUAUGGGCAACUACUCCUGUUCUUAUUUCACUUCUUACUUUCUCUAUUUAUUCUGCCAUUGGCCAUGAAUUAACUGCAGCAAAAGUUUUCACUGUGAUAGCUCUGAUAAACAUGCUGAUUGCACCUCUGAAUGCUUUUCCCUGGGUAAUCAAUGGACUAAUGGAAGCCUGGAUAUCAUUAGAACGACUGAAUAAAUUUAUUCAACUGCAAAAUCUAGAAUUGGAAAAGUAUUACGAUUUUCCAGCAACUGUUGAACCAGAUGACAUAGAUAUUGUUGUUGAUAUAAAGAAAGCAAAUUUUUCAUGGAAUAGUUCAUUACCUAACUAUUCUGAAGAAACUAAUUCAGCUGUAAAUGGAGAAGACCAGGGAUUAACAGAUAUUUCUCUUCAAAUUAGAGAGGGUCAGUUCAUUGGUGUAAUUGGAUCCGUUGGAUCUGGGAAAAGUUCUUUGUUGUCUGCUAUUCUUGCUGAAAUGAAAAAGGAAAAUGGGAAACUUCAUGUAGAUUGCGUAAAUGAUGGAUUUGCUAUUGUACAUCAAGAACCUUGGAUACAACAUGCCUCUAUCAGAAACAAUAUUCUGUGGGGAAGACCAUACGAUGCUCAUCAUUAUCAAUCUGUAGUUGAUGCUUGUGCAUUGACAGAAGAUCUUCAAAUAUUUCCUGAUAGAGAUUUAACUGAAGUUGGGGAGAAUGGAGUAACUCUUAGUGGAGGACAGAAGGCACGAGUGGCUCUUGCCAGAGCAGUGUAUCAGGAUAAAAGUUUGUAUUUACUUGACGAUCCAAUAUCGGCUGUUGAUCAACACGUUGCGAGCUAUUUAUAUGAUAGAUGCAUUAUGGGUGAAUUAGUCGGUAAAACAAGAAUACUCUGCACUCAUCAUACCAGAUAUCUUCGACAUGCUGACAAAAUAAUUGUGAUGAAAAAUGGUAGAAUCGAUCAGAUUGGAACUCCCGAUGAAAUAUUGCAAUUGUCACCGAUUACAAAUAAUAAGAAAUUAUUAGAAAGCAAAAGUAAAUUAAGUGUUGCCUCAAGUUUUUCUAAUGACUCUCUGUCAAGUGAUGUAGAAUCAAAAACUAGAUUGAUGACAGAAGAAGAAAAAGCAGUAGGAACAGUCGCGUUCUCUGUCUAUAAAUCAUACUGGUUGGCAAUAGGAUCAUGUUUGGCAUUUUCUAUACUCGUUUUUUUAUUAUUAAUGCAAGGUUCAAAGGUUAUGUCAGAUUGGUGGUUAUCACAUUGGGUGACUAAUAUGAAACCUAACGCCAGUAUUGAUGGAUUGUAUUAUAUUUCACAACAUGGUGCUGGAAAUUUGUAUUUCACCUCAUUGCAUCCUCAGUUCAAUCAACCAUUGUCUAUUUCUAUUACUACCUAUACUACAUUUCUAAAAGGAGUAGAUUUUGUCUCAUCAAUGUCAUAUGAUACAAAGUGGUAUUUGAUGAUAUAUGGAUGUAUCGCUGCUUCAAAUAGUUUAUUCACUUUGUUCAGAUCAUUCUUAUUUGCAUAUGGUGGAAUAAAAGCUGCUCACGUAUUACAUAGCGCAUUGUUGAAAGGUAUACUUCAGGCACCAGUUUGUUUUUUUGAUAUCACGCCUGUUGGAAGAAUUCUGAAUAGAUUUUCUAGUGAUACGUACACUGUUGACGAUUCUCUUCCAUUCAUAUUAAACAUUUUUCUUGCACAACUUGUUGGUGUUAUUGGUACAGUUGUUAUUACGUGUUAUGGACUACCAUGGUUUGCAAUUGCACUUGUUCCACUGGGUGGAUUUUAUUUGUAUAUUCAGCAUUACUACAGGCUGACUUCGAGGGAGUUAAAAAGAUUGGGUAGUAUAAGUUUAUCACCUAUAUAUGCUCAUUUUACUGAAAGUUUAUCUGGACUUUCAACUAUUCGUGCUUUCAGAAAACAAGACGAUUUUAGAACUAAAAAUUUGGAUUUGGUGACUGCUAAUCAACGUUGCAAUUUUUCGACACUUGCUGCUCAAGAAUGGUUUGGAAUGAGGUUACAGAUGAUUGGUGUUGCUAUGGUGACCUGUGUAGCAUUUGUAGCUGUAAUAAUGCAUCAGAAUCAGUCAGUGUCACCAGGUCUUGCAGGUCUGGCGUUAUCUUAUGCACUAUCUGUAACAAGCUUGUUAUCAGGUGUGAUAACAUCAUUUACUGAAACAGAAAAGCAGAUGGUUGCUGUUGAAAGGGAAUCUUAUUAUAUUAAUAAUAUUCCAAAGGAAGAAGAUAUGCAGACUUCUGACGUGAAUAUAAUGAAUCAAUGGCCAAGUGGUGGUACUGUGGAGUUUUCUAAUGUCAGUUUGAGGUAUAGAGAAGGAUUACCACUGGCACUGGAAAAGAUAUCUUUUGAUAUAGAGACUGGUGAGAAAAUUGGAAUUGUUGGAAGAACGGGAAGUGGAAAGUCAAGUCUAUUAAUGUUAUUGUUUGGAAUGGUGGAUUCUAGUGAAGGAAAUAUAUUUAUAGAUGGAAUUAAUACUAAAGAUGUUCCAUUACAAGUACUGAGGUCAAAGCUCUCAAUCAUUCCACAAGAUCCAUUCCUCUUCAGUGGAUCAAUAAGAGAAAAUUUAGUUCCAGACUUGGAAGCUGAAAUUGAUGAUGAUAGUUUAAUAACUGUAUUGGAACAAUGCAAUCUAAAAGAUAAAGUAUACGAAAUGGGUGGCCUUCACACAAAUGUUGGUGAGCGUGGCAAAAGGCUCUCAGUUGGACAAAGGCAACUUCUAUGUCUGGCUAGAGCAUUGUUGAAAGAUACAAAAAUUGUUUGUUUGGAUGAAGCAACUGCAAGUGUUGAUGGUGAAUCUGAUGCAAUGUUACAAAAAACUAUUAAAGAACAGUUUGCAGAUAGAACAGUUUUAACAAUUGCUCACAGAAUCGAAACAAUAAUGGAUUGUGAUAGAGUUCUUGUAAUGGACGAUGGGAAAGUUGCUGAAUUUGGACCACCAGAUCUACUUAUGACAAACUCUGACUCUUUAUUUUGUAAACUAGCUCGUGGAAGCAAUCCUACUAAUAUUUGAUAUUUCAGUGCAAUAUUUAUUUAACACUAAGUAUUCCAAUAAAGAUGAUUUAAAUAA